Messenger RNA from Aegilops tauschii subsp. strangulata, 423 nucleotides. The record is from RefSeq and is a predicted model, not a curated record. Lineage: Eukaryota; Viridiplantae; Streptophyta; Magnoliopsida; Poales; Poaceae.
AUGGCGCCUUCACCGAGCUGGAGUGCAGCUGUGUUGGCCGUGCUGCUGGUGGUCGUCCUGCUAUUGGGGAUGGGAUGCCCGGCGGCCGCUGCGACGCCAUGUACGGACUGCACAGCGCAGUGCAACUCAACAUGCAGCGCCGCCGGGGCAAGGCCGUGCGGCGCCCACUGCAGCCCGGCGCCGGGAUGCCCGAGCUGCCUCGCCGCGUACCACGCCAAGUGCUUGCCGUAUUGCGUGAGCGCGUGCAAAGCCCAAUCACCUGCUGGGUACGACUGCCAAAGCGCGUGCAACAAGACACAGCUGUGCAGCAGCUCGUGCAGCGCCGUCUGCGGCGAGUCGCCGACGUGCAAGGCCUGCCAGGACAACUACUACCGUGGGUGCAUAUCCAGAUGCACCUCCUACUGCAACUCCCACUGCGUCUAG